GAUUGGGAAACAUUGCAGGAUCCUCUGCCUGACCUUCUCUCCAGAGCGGCGGCCACCAUGGGCCCCGCAGGCACCGCCCUGCUGUGCUUGGGAUUGUGCAUGGGCCAAGGGAUCAAGGCACAGGCAGAGACAUUCCUCAGACCCACCCUCGAGGCUGACUCAGGCCCUCUGAUCCCCAAGGGGACACCUGUCAUCCUCAGGUGCAAGGGACAUCCUGGGGCUACUUGGUAUUAUCUGAUGAUGGGAGAAACUCAGUCCCAGGGUGCAGUUGGAGCCGGCAUGGAGGCUAAUUUCCUCAUCCCCUCCAUGACAAAGGACACUGCAGGGAGUUACCACUGCCUCUAUAAGACCCAGUCUGGCAUCUCAGAGACCAGUGAGCCCCUGGAGCUGGUGAUGACAGACCUAUUCAGCAAGCCCUCGCUGUCAGCGGCACCCAGCCAAGAAGUCGCCUUAGGACGGAAUGUGACCCUCCGUUGUCAGGACAAGCAGAGCUUUGACAGGUUUGUUUUCUACAAGGAGGGAGGGGCCGACACCUCUCAGCUUCAGAACAAGAUGUCUCAGCCUGACUUCCUCAUCCCGGUUGUGACUGCUGCUCAUGGGGGCCUUUACCGAUGCUACGUAUUUCACAGUCAACAUCCCUACCUGUGGUCUAGAAGCAGUGACCCCUUGGAGCUCAACAUCACAGCUCCUGAUUCUGUUCCUUCCCAAGUCCCAGAGACAUCUGGUCCAAGGCCGGAACCUCCAGACAUGCUAUUUGGUCUCACCAGACUCCAAGCGGGCAUCUUGAUUGGCAUCUCGGCACUCCUCAUCUUGCUUUUCCUCUUCUUCCUCCUCUUCUUCCUCCUUCGACACCACCACCAGCAUCAGGCCAGGCUCCGGACUGGAGGCAAAGAGGCAGGUGUUGAAGAGACCCUCAGGAGCUGCAGCCAGGCUGAGGAUGUUCCCCCAGCGUCCCUGUAUGAGGCUGUGAAGGGUGUCCAGAUCGAUGAGCGCAGAAAGCCCAGUGCUCUGGUAGAAGACCCUCCGGAAGUGACCUAUGCCCACCUGAUCCACAAGACCCCCAGUCAGCACCUUGAGCACCUUCCCCUGUUCCCACCAAGGGAGUCCACCCUCUAUGCCCCAUUGGCCAUCCAUAUGGUACUGCCUAGCAUCACCAACCCUAGAGGAAAGGGCUGCUUUCAGCUCCUCCACCCCAGCCCCACCUUCACUCUGACCACUGGCCCUAUGACUCUGCCUGGGAUUGGGAAAUUCUGGGUGGGGCUGACCCGGCUGUAUCUUAUGUCUCAAUCAGCCUGCUUGACCAGUGACCUGUCUUCCUUUUCACCAGAGCCUGGAACCACCAUGUCCCCCUCGCUCAUCACCUUGCUGGGUGUUGGAUUAUGGCUGAGCCAGUGGAUCAGAGCUCAAGAAGGGACACUCCCCAGACCCACCCUCCAGGCAGAGCCAGGCCGCCUCAUCCCUCACAAGAAAUCUGUCACCCUUCGGUGUCGGGGAUUUCCUGGGGCUGAGAUGUACCGUCUAAGGAGAGAAGAAAGUUCUCAGCACAUAGAUGUGCCUACAUCUGGGAGGGAGGCUGAGUUCCCCAUCUCCUCGGUGACACCAGACACAACUGGGAAAUACCGCUGCCUGUACAAGAACCAAUCCCACUGGUCCGAGCCCAGUGAGCCUCUGGAUCUGGUGAUGACAGGCUGGUACGAUAAACCCUCACUCUCAGCCCUGCCCAGUCCAGAGGUGUUCUCAGGAGAGAAUGUCACCCUCCGAUGUCAGUCCCAGCAAUGGUAUGAAAAAUAUGUGCUGGACAAGGAGGGAGGGGCCAACCCUUCCUACAUCCAAGUAACGUCGCCCUUCGCGGAUUUCCACAUCAUUGAGGUGACUGCUGCUCAUGGAGGCUCUUACAGAUGCUACAGCCUUCACAGUGACACCCUCUAUGAGUGGUCGGCCCCCAGUGACCCCUUGGAGCUCAGGGUCAGAGAUGCUUCCCGCCAGGAUUAUACUGGAGGAAAUCUCAUCCGCCUCGGCCUGGCUGGGCUGGUACUGCUCAUCCUAGGAGUCCUGCUGGUGGAAGCCUGGCACAGCCAGAGGGGGCACCUAGAAGCGGCCCAGAAGCCCCUGCCCAGGCAGUCAAACCAAGCCUAAGAGCAACGCGGAGUCGGGGACCAGUGAACUUGUAGCAAGACUUAUGAACUGUUUCUCUCUUUGGCCAACUUGAAAGCUGACUGGCAUGGUGUUUUCACUCUUUGCUCAGAUUCAAUAAAAGCAGCACUCUGAUACAUUGUAA
Vombatus ursinus (common wombat) is the source of this 2278-nucleotide messenger RNA. RefSeq names its product leukocyte immunoglobulin-like receptor subfamily A member 6. The transcript is spliced from 16 exons. Bases 58 to 2136 code for a protein of 692 amino acids. NCBI's taxonomy places the organism in Eukaryota, Metazoa, Chordata, Mammalia, Diprotodontia, Vombatidae. The record is from RefSeq and is a predicted model, not a curated record.